This is a messenger RNA of Nanorana parkeri, 1274 nucleotides long. It is a transcript of the gene HDAC11, whose product is annotated as histone deacetylase 11. Lineage: Eukaryota; Metazoa; Chordata; Amphibia; Anura; Dicroglossidae. The coding region runs from base 117 to 1130 and encodes 337 amino acids. The transcript is spliced from 10 exons. Gene Ontology annotation, molecular function: histone deacetylase activity. The record is from RefSeq and is a predicted model, not a curated record.
GACACUGUGGCUGUUUCCUAUGAUGUCACGGUGACAAGUGCACGAGGACCUCCUUUGCCUGACGUCAUCUGUCAUUCUGGCUUCCUGAGAAGUGACCCGGCCCUGCGGAAGAAAACAUGCCUCAUGACACUCAGCUGUAUCAAGACUUCCCUGCAACUUGUUGGCCAAUUGUUUAUUCCAGCGACUACAACAUUACAUUUAUUGGCCUUGAAAAACUUCAUCCAUUUGAUUCUGGGAAAUGGGGCAAAGUAAUAAACUUUCUCAGAGAAGAAAAGUUAAUCACAAAUGACACUCUUGUGACUGCUAGGGAGGCAACAGAAGAAGACUUACUAGUUGUACAUACAAGACGCUACUUAAAUAAGCUAAAGUGGUCAUUUGUGGUUGCUACAAUAACAGAAAUCCCACCUCUUGUCCUCCUGCCCAACUUCCUGGUUCAAAGAAGAGUUUUGAAACCACUGAGGACUCAGACAGGUGGAACAAUAAUGGCUGGAAAACUAGCCAUUGAAAGAGGAUGGGCAAUUAAUGUUGGUGGAGGCUUUCAUCAUUGUUCUGGCGAUAAAGGUGGAGGAUUUUGUGCAUAUGCUGAUAUAACAUUAGCUAUUAAGUUCUUAUUUGAACGUGUUGAAGGAAUAUCGAAGGCAACAAUUAUAGACCUGGAUGCUCAUCAGGGAAAUGGACAUGAAAGAGAUUUUAUUGAUGAUAAAAGGGUUUACAUUAUGGAUGUUUACAAUCGUCACAUUUACCCUGGAGAUACUAUGGCAAAACGGGCAAUAAAAAGGAGGAUUGAAUUGGACUGGGGCGCAGAGGACAAAGAAUACCUAGAGAAAGUGGAAACACAUGUGAAAGGAGCUCUAAAUGAGGUGACCCCAGAUGUAAUAGUCUACAAUGCAGGGACUGAUAUACUGGAUGGAGAUCCACUUGGAGGUCUCUCCAUUUCCCCUCAAGGCAUUAUAAAAAGGGAUGAGAUUGUGUUCAGCAUUGCCAGGAGUCGCUGUAUUCCUAUUCUAAUGGUCACCUCUGGUGGAUAUCAAAAGAGAACAGCACGGAUAAUUGCGGAUUCCAUUCUCAACCUCCACAACCUUGGCCUAAUUGAUAAAGUCUCGGCGGAGACACAUGAACCUAGGAUAUAAGACAAGAUUUAAAAAAAAAAAAGAAAUCUUGGUUUGCUAUGAAACUAAUUACUUGUGGCAAUAAUUUACACACUACAUUUUUGUUUUAAAAAAUGUAACUACAUUAAAAUACUGUGUAUUUAUUUGGGUGGAGAAACUGAGCCU